Messenger RNA from Cynoglossus semilaevis (tongue sole), 1040 nucleotides. RefSeq lists its product as uncharacterized. The transcript is spliced from 6 exons. The coding region runs from base 126 to 836 and encodes 236 amino acids. NCBI's taxonomy places the organism in Eukaryota, Metazoa, Chordata, Actinopteri, Pleuronectiformes, Cynoglossidae. The record is from RefSeq and is a predicted model, not a curated record.
GGUGUAUUUAAUUUGUGUUUGGUUUUGUUGUAAAUUUCCCUAUCUCUUUGCUCUGUGUGUGUCUGCUUCGUUUCCAGUCCAGUUCCCCAGUGUGAUCCAGGCCCGGGUCUUACAACCAUCCUUGGAUGCACCUAGGUCCAGUUUUCCCAACAGUGACAAUCAAAACAACGUUUUUUGCUGAGUUUACUUCAGUUAUUUGUCUCUCUGUGUGUUCACUCCUGUUGUGGAAAACAUCUCCCCAUCUUCCUGCUCCUCCUUUUGGGCCAACAGUUUCCCAAGUGAAGCCAUGUGUGGGCCACAUGGCUGUGCAGCCCAGGUCUGCAGGGGAAAAUCGACUUAUUAUAAGCCAAUGCCAGAAUCAGGACAAUGAAAAAAUAACCUGCAAAAGGGGAUGGAGGUCGAAGGAAGGACUGACAACACCACGAUGGUUGCUGGAGACAAUCUUUGUCCAUCAAAGACACCACGAGGACCAGGGGACGAGGAGACAAGAUCAAGGUACGAGGCUGAUGGAGACACAGUCUGCUCUGAUUGGUCGAACACAUGCAGCAGGUCAGGUGUUCACAGAGUUCUCAAUGACAUCUGAAUUAAAACAACCAAACCUAUACUUAACAUCAUCAUCACCAUCAUCUGUAACACACAGCAUGACGCAACAACUCAGCCUGGCACAGAACGAGUGUGGGAAAAAAGUACAAUUCAACUUGGCAAACAAAGCUUUACAGCAUGAGAGUGAAUCUACUGGACAAGGUCAGGUGCAGUGGUCAAUUUCUCCACUUGUGCUUUUUGUCCAGAGACGAAGAGAACUAAUGGAAAACAGGACAAGAAGUGGGAAUGAGUGACUAUGUCCAAAUGUACUGCGUCUAUUUUACUUUUAACAUAAAACUUAACUUAAAAUCUCUCUCUUUGAAUAUAUAUAUAUAUAUAUGUGUGUGUGUGUAUGGGCUAUAUAUUUAGUGACUAGGUUUAAUACUUAUUCCAAAAAAUAUUACUUGGACUAAAUCAAAAAUUUACACUGGUUAAAUGUUUGGGCUAGGUUCAGCAUC